AUGCGAAAAGUGUCGCUGAUUUUCAUGGUUUUAUUCAUCUCAUUUUCAUCUCUUCUCAUUUUCUCUUCGCGUUUUCCAGAACAGGUGAGUGAAGCGGCAACGUUUCCGGAAAACUUGUCAACGAAUUUACAGGACUCUGACGAGUUGGCCGCUUUGACGGAAAAAGUGAAGCGGCUCGAAGUAGUGAUGGAAAAUAAUCGGAGAGCGGGAAAACGAGUGCACGAGCUCGUCGAGAAACGGCGGCCGCCUCCGAUUCCCGUGCUCGUUUUCGCGUGCGACCGUCCGUGGGCGGUCAGGGACCACCUCUGGAAACUCGUCGAAUAUCGGCGGCCCGACAAGAGACAGUUUCCGAUAAUAGUCACGCAAGAAUGUGACGAUGAGCGAGUGCGAGAGGAGGUGCAAAAAUUUGGAGAUCAAGUGGAAUACGUCAAGGUACGUUUCACGAGAGAUUUCCGAGCAUUUCGCUUGUUUUCAGCACGUUUCGGGCCGAAAAACGAACGUUUCAAUUGGAUCGGGACACGAGCGUUUUGCCACGUAUUACAUGAUUUCACGUCAUUAUAAACUGGCGCUCGACUAUGUUUUCAACGAGAAACACUUUUCGUCGGUCAUUAUUACGGAAGGUUUCCGCGGUUUUUUUCUCUUUUUUUAAGGAUAUUUUUGCAAAUCCAGAUGACCUCGACAUUGCGCCCGAUUUUUUCUCCUACUUCUCAAACACUCGCCAUUUGCUGGACGUCGAUCCGACUUUGUGGUGUGUGAGUGCCUGGAACGACAAUGGACAGGUUGGUUCUAUUCGGAGAGCUACAGUAGUCCAGGGAGUGGUCGUACAAAAAAGUGAUCAACUACACAAAUAAAGCACACAUUUGGUCCUUUAUUUUUGUAGUUGACAACUUUUUGAUACGACCACUCGCAAGAGUACUGUAGCUACCGGAAGUUUGGGCUAGUUAAUUGGCUAGGCGUUUUAACGCCAACUUCGAAGAGCUACAGUACCCUUGGGAGAGUUUGUGCAGAAAAGUUGUCAAUUGACAAAAUAUUGUUCACAUCUGGAUCUUCAAUUUUGUAAUUGACAACUUUUUGAUACAAGACGUCUACAGCCAGAGAAUAUCGAUCGAAACGCGAGUGCAACUCUCUACCGAACCGAUUUCAUGUCCGGCCUCGGAUGGAUGAUAACGAGGUGUCUCUUGCCAAUUUUUCUGAAAAAUGCAACUAUUUUCAGCAAAACGUGGCAAGAACUCGGUCCGAUUUGGCCGGCGGCGUUCUGGGACGACUGGAUGCGCGAUCCGGAGCGUCGGAAAGGCCGCCAGUGCGUGCGGCCGGAAGUCAGUCGGAGCGGAAUGAGUGCGCACGGGCGGCACGGCGCCAGCAGGUUUAUUUAUCGAUAAAUUUAUGGAUAAACUUAUAAAUAACCCAUCUAACCCAUUUCAGCGGCCAAUUCUUCUCGAAUCACCUGACAAAAGUGUGGCUGAACGAGAAGAGCACGGACUUUUCGCGCGUCAAUCUCGAUUAUUUGUUGCCGGUGCGUGUUUCUUCGAUAAACCAAUUUAUAAACGAAAAAACUGUUAUAGAACAAGUUCAAGCAACGAAUGCAGAGAAAAGUGAUGGAAGAAGCCGUCGAAAUGAGCAUGCAGCAGGCGAUGCACUUCAUUUCAAUGCCAGAAAACGCGGGAAAAAGUGUGAGGUGCGAACAAUUGGUCAUAACUUUCAAAUGCGACAUUUUGCGUCAAAAUGAUCAACUGCAAAGUUGUUGAGCACAAAAUUUGCAACAUUUUUCCAGUCGACCACUUUUCGAUACAAUCGUUAGUUCUCGAGAUAUAGACGUGCGAUUCCAGAGUGCACUACACCGGAAACGUGGACUUUGUCGAGAAGGCCGCCCAACUCGGCAUCAUGGGCGACUUCAAGGCGGGCGUGCCGAGGACCGCCUACGCAGGCACCGUCACGUGCUUCAAGAACGGCGUCCGUGUCUUUCUCGUCGCCGACCGCUCCAGAAUCUUCGAUUACGUGCCGACGUGGACCGUUCUGCCCUCGCUCGGCGACACUUUAUAA
Caenorhabditis sp. 36 PRJEB53466 is the source of this 2040-nucleotide messenger RNA. The record is from the annotation of a GenBank genome assembly. NCBI's taxonomy places the organism in Eukaryota, Metazoa, Nematoda, Chromadorea, Rhabditida, Rhabditidae.